CUUGAGUGUAUUUUGUUCAGCCAAUUCGUCAGCAGCUUAGAACUGCUUGUCACGAAGUGGUUGUCACGAAUAUCAAAAUACACGAUCACAGCUGAACGCAAAUCUAACAUUUUUCAAAUUUGAACAAGUGAAAGAGGAAUUUGUUUACAACUUACAUCCAUUGACUAAAUGCAGAGAUGAGUUUCAGCAGCUCUUCUGGAAGUGCGGUGCCCGGAAUUACUCUGAAGAAGUUUGAAUCUCAAAAUGAAGUGGAUGAGAAGAAGCAGAAAAGGCAAGAAGAAUGGGAGAAAGUAAGAAAACCGGAUGAUCCAGAAGAAUGUCCUGAAGCACCAGUAGACAAUAGAUGUUUAUAUGACAAGUUACAGGAACAGAAAUUGAAGAAAGAUGAAGAAUUUGAGGAAAAAAUUGCCUUUAGAAAUCAAGUGGCACGUUUAGAUGCUGAUGAAACAGAAUUUCUGGACUUUUGUACAGAAAGACAACAAGAAAUAAUACAGGAGCGUAAACAAGAGGAAGAAAAUAUCAUUUCAGAGAUGAAAGAUGCUAAAGUGAUAAAGAUGACAGAAAAUAAAGCAGACGAUAAGAAAUCACGACCUAUAGUACAGCAGCAAAGUAAAAAAUCUCAAAUGUCCCUCCUUGCUGGAGCAGUCAAACGAAGAGGGUCAGAAGAAACUUCUGUCAGUAAAAAGACAAAGACAGAAAGUGCUGAUGAUGCUAUACAAGAGAAGUCACAGAAAACUGAAGAAAAGAGAACUUCCAGCAGCAAUUCUUCACAGUUAGCACGAGUUAUAGGUGUUCUACCACGUGCAUUACCUGGACUUACAGACUAUGAUGACUCUAGUGACUCUAUAUCUAGUAGCAGUGAUUCUGAGCCAGAUUUUUCCUUGUCUAGCAGAAAUAAUGUUAUCUUGAUAGCUAAACAACAUAUUCAACAACAGCAACAGUGAAUUAUCUAGUAUUUAAGAUUUUGGUGGUAUACUUGCUUUACGAAUAAUACUUAAAUGUACAGUGAAUAAGACAAAUUUUUAUAUACAAAACUGUAUGUAAAAUACUGUGUUACGUUACACUAAGGUUAGGUAACUUAGGUUAUGGGUAACAAUGAAACUAUCAUGUGACCAUAAUAAUAGAAAAAUAUGGAAAACCAUUUACUCAUACAUAGCUGAAAAAAAACAAAAGGAAUUGCUAAUCCGUUAUGUUAUUUUAUGAACUAAGAAAUUAGUUUUGUUUAGAAGAUUUACUCUCGUGCAUUGUCCAUUACUAUCAGAUUAACUUUAUGAUAAAUUAUUAGAAGUGAACAACUUUCAACCAAUAGUUUUGUGUUUAAAAAAGGAACAAGAAUACACAUUAUUGAGUUUCAAUAUUGAUUAGAAAUGUGCAUUUGUAAAUGAAUUUCGUAAUAUAUACAAAACUCCACAUGCGUUUUAGAGAAAUUUUGAAGAAGAAAUAAAGCAUUUACAUGUAGUAUUUUUGUUGUUGCGAUAUUCAUAUAUAUCGCACAUAAUAAAAAUAUCAGUAUUUUUGUAAAUGAAAUAGUUAUAUAAUUAAAGAUGCAUGUUAAAUCUAGUUGAUGCUGUUGUAAGUUUUAACUGUGUUGCAAUUUACAAGUUAAAAUUCUUACUUAUUCCUUAACUUUGAAUAAAUUGACUGAAAACCAA
Molecule: messenger RNA, 1652 nt
Organism: Ruditapes philippinarum (Manila clam)
Lineage: Eukaryota; Metazoa; Mollusca; Bivalvia; Venerida; Veneridae
Product: PSME3-interacting protein-like
Exons: 7
Coding region: 177-944 (255 amino acids)
Cellular component (GO): nucleus
Source: RefSeq, a predicted model, not a curated record